GAGAGCGGAGGAGACAGAGAGAGAGGCUGUGUUUCAGCAUGCAUGUGUGUGAACCAAAGAAGGGAGCUGUUUUCUAGCAUGCGUGCUUGUGUGUGUGCGCAUCCACCUUAUUUUAAAUGCACUCCUUAGAGAGAGAGGGUCAUGUCUGCACAAUGUGUUUGAGGGGGGGAAAUCAAGCUGGCUGCAUGAAAUCAGUGUGACUCAAACACAGUGUUCAGCGAGAGACGGACCCUUGGAGAAUCAGGCAAGGACAAUCGCAUUUAACCACUGUCUCAGGAAACAGAACUAGAAAACCAUCAGGCCCCUGCAACGUUCUCUGCUCUGAAAACUAAUCUUUAAAUGCACAUGCUCAGUGCUGAGAGAGAAUUGCUUUGAUUGGAACUCCCUCCGUGUUCACAAACACACACACUUGCACACAGAGACUUCCCUGUUCCGUUUCUGCUGAGGGCACAGAUUGAAAGACUGAAAAGAUUUUUCUUUAGAAGCCCAGUAUGAACUCAAGACUGAACUUGACAUGUUUUUCUAUAGUGGAAAUAUAAAUCAUUUUGCAAAAUAAAAACACCAAUACGGAAUUAGAGUAUUUUCUUGGUGAAGAGGAAGGAAAUCUGUGCGUGAUCAUCUCAAAUUGCGAGCCACUGUGAACAAGUCAACAGGAGCGCUACACCAGCAAAGGAGGCCAUGACAUCACAUGGAAAACUGAGAAAGGAAAAGGGGUGUCUGGCGGAGUAUGAGACUCAAAUCAAAGAGGUGCGUGGUCAGCUAUCAGAGCAGCUAAAAAUCCUAGAUGCGCAGCUGGAGGUCAAGACCCAGCAGCUGCAGGAUCUAAGCGAGUACCUGCGCAGACGAGGGGAGAUUGAGGCCGAAUAUGCCCGCUCUCUGGAGAAACUCAGCGAGAAGUUUACAGUGAAGACUAAGAGGAAGGAGCAGUUGGACCUGUCGGUGGCUCAGUGCUGGUCUGUUCUGCUGACCCAGACCAGGCAGGAGAGUAGAGAUCACAGUUCACUGAGUGAGCUCUGCGGCAACACACUCACGCAGCGGCUCUCACACUGCAUAGAGGACACACACCGCCUGGCAAAGCGGAGCAAGGAGGUGGGGCUCCAGAUGCAGGAUGAGCUCUUGAAAGUCACCACAGAGAUGCAGACGGCUUUGAAGACGUAUCAUCAAUACCACAUCGACUGUCUGGCUGCUGAAGGAAAGCUCAAAGAAGCCACACGUCUUGAGGAGAAACAGACGGGCAAGUCAUCUGAUCUCGGGCUCAUCCAAUCAGGGGGUCAGAGGCGCAGCUCUGUGAAAAAAAUCGAGAGACUGAUGGAGAAGAGACAAGGGAAAGUACAGGAAACUCAGCUGAAGUGCACUAAAGCUCGUAACGACUACUUGCUCAACUUGGCAGCAGCUAAUGCCUCCAUGAAUAAGUACUAUCUGGAGGACAUUUGCACUCUGAUUGAUUGCACAGAUCUGGGGUACCACCUGUCUGUGUCUAGGGUUAUACGCGGAUACCUCUCCAACAGAAACCGAACACUCCAGAAUAUGAAAAACGGCUUUCAGCAGCUAGACACGGCAGUGACUGGACUCAACCAGAGCCAGGAUAGAGAUGCUCUGCUUCAGGCCCACAACACUGCGUUUUGCCUGCCUUUCCGCUUUCAGUACCAGCCCCAUGAAGGAGACCAGGUGUGUGAGGUGAGCGCAGAAGGCCAGGUGAGGUAUGAGCUUGAGACCAGAUUCCAGCAGCUUCAGUCCAGACUGGCAUCCGUUACCUUGGAAACUGACGAGGUCAGUAAGACACUUAAGACAACACACUCAAAUCUUCUGGAGAGCAUCUGUGAUGAUGAUUGCAUCCCCGCCCCGGACGCCUCCGCCGCCCCAUCAGUGGAGAGCACGGGUGACGGAACAGGAGCCAAACCCAGCCUUGCCAAACGCAGAGCCAAUCAACAGGACACAGAGACCUUCUACUUUACAAAAGUGAAGGAGAAUGUAAGCGGCAGCUCUCUGAUCUCCAAACUCGAAGCCAAGCAUGACCUACUUAAAGAGGCCAUACAGAAAGCUGAGGCCAUUGAUAGCGAUCCCUCCAGAAUGCAGCCUGGUAGGGCAGUGCGUGUGCGGAAAGCCAGGCCCUGCUCCCAGUACAACCACAAACUCUUCUCUGGAGACAUGCUCUCCUUCAUUCAGAGCUCAGGGCAACAGAUCCCCCUGGUGGUGGAGAGCUGCAUUCGCUUCAUCAACCUGCAUGGUCUGCAUCAUGAAGGCAUUUUUAGAGUUCCUGGAUCACAGACUGAAGUCAAUCAUAUCAGGGAUGCCUUUGAAAGAGGAGAGGACCCGCUCACGGACACUGAGAGUGACAUUGAUUCAGUGGCAGGGGUUCUGAAGCUGUAUUUCCGAGGUCUAGAAAAACCUCUGUUCCCCGAGGAAAGCUUUAGCCGUCUCAUGGAGUGUGUCCAGAUGGAAAACAUGACAGAAAAAGUAGUGCAGAUUAAGACGAUAGUCUCGACCUUCCCCAGACCCGUCAUCAUAGUGAUGCGCUAUCUCUUUGCCUUCCUUCAUCAUGUCUCUCAGUACAGUGAUGAGAACAUGAUGCAGCCGUAUAACCUGGCCGUGUGCUUCGGCCCCAGUCUGCUCAGAGGGGUGGAGAUGGGUGGUGAUGAAGUGACCCUGGCACCUCAGAUCAAUGACCUUGUCAAGACCAUGAUCCUCCAUCACGAGAACAUUUACCCAGGGCCAUCCGAACUCCCGGGCCCUGUCUAUGAGAAAUGCAUGACUCUGGAGCAGGAGUACUGUGAACCCAUCACAGAGGAGUGCGAGGGAGAAGCUGAACAUCCUCCCAGUGAAGAUGAGUGUGAGGCUGUGGCCAUGUUUGAUUAUGUUGCACGCUCUGCAGCCGAGCUGUCAUUCAAGCAGGGUGACCACCUCCUACUACACAGCAAGGUCUCUGCUGAUUGGUGGAGAGGGGAACUAGGAGGAAUGAGAGGCCUGAUCCCCCAUAAGUACAUCAGUAUGGUUGAGGGGGCGGAGCGUAAGGAACGAGGGAAGAAGGAUGACAACAAAGGGGGAAGCACAGGAAACCUAUCAGAAGAACAGCAGCAGUCUGAACAGAGCACCAGGAUGAGAGUGAACAGUGACAGCGCUUCUUUGCCCUGCCGGCAGAGGACCAGCAGUGGAGGAAGCAGUAUAGGUGGAGGCAGCAGUGGGAAUGUGAGCCCCAUACGGAAGCUCACCCUGCAGGUGCCCGAGGGACGACUCAUCCUUCCUCCUCAGUCAGCUGCACGCCAAUUUUCAGGUCAUCAAGAGCGCAGACACACUUUGGACAGUCUGAGGCCAGUAGGAGGAGCAGCCGACAGACAGACGGUACAUAUCGACAAGGAGGUCAGUCGCCAGAUGAACUCUGUGUUUAGGGAGCUGUUGUCUCGUCAACCUCCUCUGGAAGUCUCGGGUUCGAGCGCUCCCCCCUCCUCUCCCCCUGCAUCUGUCCCGUCGGUUGCCUCCGCUGCGGCUCGACCUCCGGUGAAGAAGGGAGGCUUCGGCCUGCGCAGCAGAGGUCUCUUCAAACCCCAAGACCAGCAGGACUGAGGGAGAGGAAGGGAUGUUAUACGAGUGAAUCUGAGUAUGAGUGUUGGGGGGACAGCAAACUCAUCACAGAUAUGAAUAUAUUUUUCCAGACAUACAAUAUAUGGUACUCUUUACGCCUUAUUAACUAUUCGUGUGAGACCACGUCAUUGAUCCUAAUAUUGGUUGUAUUUGUGUUUUACUAGCUUUGAUAACAGUUAAUCUGGUCCUCGGUUAAGAAUUUCCUACUCUAAUCAUUCACCGCAGUGAUGUCCAAUGUGUCUGACGUUUUUGACUGUAGAGUUGGCUGUGUUCUUUUGGAAAAACAUAACUAUCUGCUGAUGAUGUAUUCAUGGAGCACCAUGGGGUCCCUCAAAGCACAUAGAUUCUGAUUGGGAAGUGAAUUGUGGGAAUGAUGUCCAUGACAGAGAGUCCACACUGUAAUUUAUAUAUAGAUGUGUCACUCUGAAUGUAGCAAGAGAUUAAUGAAGGCCACUCAGAUGUUUGCGAACCAAGAGAUCUACUUUAGGUGUUUUUUUUUUUUGUUUUUUUUUUUUGCUUUUUGAUAUUAUGCAUAGCUCGAGUAGUUCAAGGUACGACAUGAUGAAUAUUAAAAUGCUCCAGUGUUUAUUUUUAGAUGAUUCAUUUGGGUUUUUUUUUUAUCAUUUGCUAUUUAAUUUUUUUUUUUUUUUUUUUUUACAUUUAAUUGCAUUACUAUUUUUACAAUUAGUUGCAUUACAAUGGAUUAUUCUUUAAAAAGCAUUCUGUUGUAAAGGAACCAGCACAUAUGCAUGCAAUGUGCUGGGAUGGUCUCGCGUGGGAACAGGUGGGACGGCCAAAAUAAGCACAGCUCUGUAGCCUUUUUUUAUCCCGCCGGCUCCAUGUGAAAAAGACAACUGUGAAGAUAAGUGCCACAAAGCAGCUCAGGAACUGUCCAACAGAGAAGUGACUGGAGAAAAGAACAAACUGUGAAAAGGCACAUGUAGUCACAGGAAGUACAAUGGCACUCACUUCCUUUUCGCUGCACAUAUUAAUGCCUCUGGUUACUGGUCCCCUCUCGACUUCCACCCCAUCACCCAUCCCUUCCCCUUAGCAGUGUGUGUCUCUGGUAGAUGAUGUCAUCAUUGAUAUGUGGAUUAUAAUAUUAUCGAAAUAAAUUAUAGAUUCUAAAAUA
Pimephales promelas (fathead minnow) is the source of this 4711-nucleotide messenger RNA. RefSeq names its product Rho GTPase activating protein 4b (gene arhgap4b). Gene Ontology annotation, biological process: signal transduction. Lineage: Eukaryota; Metazoa; Chordata; Actinopteri; Cypriniformes; Leuciscidae. The record is from RefSeq and is a predicted model, not a curated record. Gene Ontology annotation, molecular function: protein binding.